Messenger RNA from Pangasianodon hypophthalmus (striped catfish), 8455 nucleotides. It is a transcript of the gene ptprfa, whose product is annotated as protein tyrosine phosphatase receptor type Fa. Gene Ontology annotation, biological process: protein dephosphorylation. Lineage: Eukaryota; Metazoa; Chordata; Actinopteri; Siluriformes; Pangasiidae. Gene Ontology annotation, molecular function: protein binding; protein tyrosine phosphatase activity. The transcript is spliced from 36 exons. The coding region runs from base 585 to 6380 and encodes 1931 amino acids. The record is from RefSeq and is a predicted model, not a curated record.
UCGUGAUAAGUUUAAUCAUGGCUCCUGGAAUAGCAAGCACUGGAAGAUCCGGAGCAGAGGAGCGGGAUCUGGAGGGAAACACUGCUUAAGGAAACACGUCCGGUGUCCGGAGAGAGAGAGAGAGAGAGAGAGAGAGAGAGGAGGAGAGCGCGAGAGCAGAAACAGAGCAGAGCUGCCGCCUGCCACACGGAGAAGCGCGCGCGCACACGGACGGCAGAAGAGCUGUUUGUUUCAUCCAACGGACCUUAUACUCGUGUUUGAGGAAUAUACUUUGAAUUUGCGUGGGGAAUUUUCUGUCUGCUUUAAGACUCUGUGGAGAGAAAACGGGACACGACAGAAGAGAGAGAGAGGGAGAGAGAGAGAGAGAGAGAGAGGGGACGCGGCUGCUGUUCAGAGCGAGCGCGCGCGCACGAGAUACAGAGAACCUAGAGCAUCAAUGCAUGGAGAGAGCGUGAGUUUAAAAUGCGCACCGCUCACGUUAUCCUGCUCUGAUUUUAGGGGAAAAAAAAGAGAACACUUCAGGUGUGUGUCGAUGCUGCGGUGAGCUGCUAGGAGUCGAGGUGUGUGGAGUGUGAGCUCAGGUCAUGGUGCCACAUCACACACGGUCGUCUCGUUUCCACAGCGCGGCCGGCCUGCUGCUGCUGCUCGGACUCGCUGCACAUAUACGGGGAGACAGCAUGCCCAGCUUCAUUAAGUCUCCAGAGGAUCAGACUGGCAUUUCUGGAGGCGUUGCAUCUUUCGUGUGCCAGGCAGUUGGCGAGCCCAAGCCACGUAUCACAUGGAUGAAGAAGGGCAAGAAAGUCAGCUCACAGCGCUUUGAGGUGAUUGAAUUUGAUGAUGGCUCAGGGUCAGUGUUAAGGAUCCAGCCCCUGAGGACGCACCGAGAUGAGGCAAUCUACGAGUGCACAGCCACUAACAGCAUGGGGGAAAUUAACACCAGUGCCAAGCUCACUGUCUUGGAAGAGGACCAGAUCCCUCACGGUUUCCCCACCAUAGACAUGGGUCCUCAACUGAAGGUGGUGGAGAGGACCCGCACAGCCACCAUUCUGUGUGCAGCAAGCGGGAACCCAGACCCUGAAAUCUUCUGGUUUAAAGACUUUCUCCCUGUCGACAUCAACGGCAGCAAUGGGCGAAUCAAACAGCUGCGCUCAGGUGGUACACCAAUCAGAGGUGCGUUGCAGAUAGAGAACAGCGAGGAAUCAGAUCAGGGAAAAUAUGAGUGUGUGGCGACGAACAGCGCCGGGACACGAUACUCCGCUCCGGCUAAUCUCUAUGUCAGAGACCAGCGGGAAGUCAGGCGAGUUCCACCGCGCUUCUCCAUUCCCCCUACCAAUCAUGAGGUGAUGCCCGGUGGCAGCAUCAACCUUACGUGCGUCGCUGUCGGCGCCCCAAUGCCUUUUGUCAAGUGGAUGAAGGGUGACACGGAGCUGACCAAAGAAGAAGAGAUGCCCAUUGGACGCAACGUGCUGGAGCUCAACAACAUCCGCCAGUCAGCCAACUACACCUGUGUGGCUAUGUCCUCAUUGGGCAUGAUCGAGACCACUGCGCAAAUCAUCGUCAAAGCCCUCCCUCGCCCCCCCAUCUCUCUAAUGGUGACUGAAACCACAGCGACCAGCGUGACUCUGACAUGGGAUUCUGGGAACCCAGAGCCAGUCUCAUACUAUGUCAUCCAGUACCGUGCCAAACACUCUGACAACGGCGGAUUCCAGGAAGUGGACGGUGUGGCAUCAACACGCUACAGCAUCGGUGGAUUGAGUCCAUUCUCACCAUACGAGUUCCGUGUCAUGGCCGUGAACAACGUGGGGCGUGGCCUGCCAAGCACGUCUGUGGAAACACGGACUGGCGAGCAGGCACCAUCGUCUCCUCCGCUGAGGGUGCGGGCCAGGAUGCUGAGCUCAAGCACGGCGCUGGUGCAGUGGGAGCCGCCCGAGGAGCCAAACGGCCUCAUCAGGGGCUACAGAGUAUAUUACACACAUGAUGCGCACUCAUACGCGCCACUCAGUGCCUGGUACAAGCACAACACAGCUGACGCAGCACAGCUGGCCACCAUCUCGAACCUGGUGCCUGGUACCACCUACAGCCUACGUGUGCUGGCAUUCACAGCUGUGGGAGAUGGACCACCAUCCCCCACACUGCAGAUUAAAACACUGCAGGGAGUUCCAGCCCAGCCAAGUGAAUUCGAGGCAGAGGCGGAGCUCGACACUCGGAUCAUGCUGCGUUGGCUUUGGCCUGUUCAGGACCAGAUCAUUAAAUAUGAGCUCACCUACUGGGAAGCCGACUCUGGACACAAGAACCAUGUGACCUUUGACCCGGCUGGUUCAUAUGCUGUGGAAGGCCUGAAGCCCGACACUCUGUAUAAAUUCACGCUGGCUGCGCGCUCUGGAAUGGGUUUAGGCUUGUACACACAGCCCAUUGAGGCUCGCACGGCCCAGUCCACCCCAUCCGCCCCUCCUCAGGACGUGCAGCUUCUCAGCCUCUCUUCUACCAGCAUCAAGGUGAGUUGGAUGGCGCCUCCUGUUGCCAGUCGCCAUGGGAACAUUGUCCGCUAUUCCCUGGCCUACCAGGCGCCCUCGGGGGAGGACCAAGAGCGCCAUGAGGUGACGGACAUCCCUGCCGAUGCCACCAGCUAUGUGCUUGAGGACCUGGAGAAAUGGACAUUGUACCAGGUGUGGGUUAAAGCCCAUACUGAUGUCGGGCCAGGCCCUGAGAGCAGCAGCACCUGCAUCCGGACUCAAGAGGAUGUGCCUGGAGCUCCUCCGCGCAGGGUGGAAGUGGACGCAGUGAACUCUACAGCACUCCAUGUGGCCUGGAAGCCUCCACUGGUGCAGAAGCAGCAUGGAGAGAUUCGCGGUUAUCAGGUGGUUUACUCCCGUGUGGAGGACGGAGAACCUCGAGGACAGCCCACUAUUCUGGACAUAGCCCUGCCCGAUGCUCAGGAGGCCUACAUCACAGGGUUGCAGGCAGAGACAUCAUACUCAGUUACCGUGGCAGCGUACACAACUAAAGGUGAUGGGGCUCGGAGUAAAGCCAAGGUGGUCACCACUACAGGGGCAGUGCCAGGUAAGCCCACUAUGAUCAUCAGCACUACAGUGGGUAACACAGCUCUGAUCCAGUGGCAGCCUCCAAAAGAGACGUUCGGCGAGCUGUUGGGCUUCAGACUGCAGUAUAAACGCCAGGACGACAAUGAUAAUGAUGACAAAGAUGACAAUGAUGAAGGCUCGUUCAUCACGCGCCACUUCAUGCGCACCGAUGACCACUUCACCGUCACCGGGCUGCUCAAGGGCUCCACUUAUAGCUUCAGACUGAGUGCCAAGAACCGAGCCGGCCACGGAGAGGAGCACGUUAAAGAGGUCACAACCCCUGAGGACACACCUAGUGGUUACCCACAAAACCUGAGUGUGGUGGGAUUGAGCUCCACCUCAACAACUCUGGCAUGGGCACCACCACCCCUGGGGCAGAGAAAUGGCAAAAUUGUGCGCUAUGAUAUUGUGUACCGUGACAUCAACAGUGUAAAGAAUCAAACCAACAGUACAACAGAGACACGCAUGAGCAUCAGCGGCCUGAAGCCUGACACUACCUACGACAUCAGAGUGAGAGCCUUCACCAGGAAGGGACCAGGACCUUUCAGCCCCAGCAUUCAGAGCAGGACCAUGGCCACAUCUGUGCCUGAAUUUGCCAAAAACUUUGGGGUGAAAGCAGCAACAAAGACCUCAGUACUGCUCACGUGGGAGGUGCCUGAAACCUACAAGCCUCAAGUGCCUUUUAAGAUCCUGUAUAACCAGCAGAGCGUGGAGGUGCAGGGCGAUCUACGGAGGAAACUGAUCACCCGUCUUCAGCCCGACACCGAGUACUCGUUUGUGCUGAUGAACAGAGGCAGCAGCGCCGGAGGACUGCAGCAGCAAGUGUCCAUCCGCACAGCCCCGGACUUGCUUGACAAAAAGCCCAGCCGCUCGGCCCAUGAGUCUGCUGUGGGUGGAAGAGUCACUCUAACCUUGCCCACAGUGACCGCCAGUGCCUCUGCACAUAUCAGGUGGUACUACAUAGUGGUGGUGCCCAUGAGUCAAGCUACAUUGCGCCACUGGGAAAGUCCAGAGGACAUCGACCUGGAUGAGUUGUUAGAGGGUGGUGGAGAUUCAACUGUGAUGAAGAGGAAGAGGAGGCAGAGUGACGACUCCCUGAAGCCAUACAUCGCUGCAAGGCUGCACACGCUGCCGGAGAGCUUCACACUCGGAGACGAGCGACACUACAGUGGCUUCUACAACAGAGCACUGCUCUCUCAGACUCAGUACCGAACCUUCAUCAUGGCUGCUCUCCAGGAGCACGACUCUAAAAUAUUUGCUACAAGCCCAUUCUCAGACCCCAUCAUGGUGCAGGUGCACAUGUCUCGACACGCAGAAGAUCCGGAGAUGCUCUGGGUGAUGGGGCCGGUGCUGGCUGUCGUGCUCAUCAUCAUUAUCGUCAUCGCCAUCCUUCUAUUCAAGAGGAAGCGAGCAUCUCCCUCAGUGAAGGAUGAACACACAGCCGGAGUGAAGGACCAUCUGCUGGCCCACUCGUCUGAUCCCGUAGAGAUGAGGAGACUAAACUACCAAACACAGGGUUCCAGUGACCCAAGUUGUCCAGACACUCCAAGGAUGAGAGAGCACCCGCCCAUCCCCGUCUGUGACCUGGCCGAACACAUUGAGCGGCUCAAAGCCAAUGACAACCUCCGAUUCUCUCAGGAAUAUGAGUCAAUUGAUCCCGGGCAGCAAUUCACCUGGGAACACUCCAACCUCGAAGUGAACAAGCCAAAAAACCGCUACGCUAACGUCAUUGCCUACGAUCACUCCAGAGUUGUCCUGUCACCCAUCGAUGCUAUACCAGGAAGCGACUACAUUAACGCAAACUACAUAGAUGGAUACAGGAAGCAGAAUGCCUACAUCGCUACACAGGGCCCCCUGCCUGAGACUGUCAGUGAUUUCUGGAGGAUGCUGUGGGAGCAGAGGAGCAGCACCAUCAUCAUGAUGACCCGACUGGAGGAGAAGUCUAGAGUGAAGUGUGAUCAGUACUGGCCGAGUCGGGGAACAGAGACGUACGGCAUGAUUCAGGUCACACUGCUGGACACGGUGGAGCUUGCUACAUACAGUGUCAGAACCUUUACUAUGUACAAGAGUGGCUCCAGUGAAAAGAGGGAGGUGAGGCAGUUCCAGUUCAUGGUGUGGCCGGAUCAUGGGGUGCCUGAGUAUCCUACACCCAUCCUGGCCUUCAUGCGCCGAGUCAAAGCUUGUAACCCACCAGACGCUGGACCCAUGGUGGUGCACUGCAGUGCGGGCGUGGGCCGGACAGGCUGCUUCAUCGUGAUCGAUGCCAUGCUGGAGCGCAUGAAGCACGAGCAAGUAGUGGACGUGUACGGUCAUGUGACCCUGAUGCGCUCUCAGAGGAACUACAUGGUGCAAACGGAGGAUCAGUAUGUCUUCAUCCAUGACGCGCUGCUGGAGGCAGCCGUCUGUGCACACACCGAGGUCCCUGCACGCAGCCUUUACUCACACCUCCAGAAACUCACAAACACACCUCCGGGGGAGACCGUCACUGCCAUGGAGCUGGAGUUCAAGAAACUGGCCAACUCCAAAGCACACACCUCCCGGUUCAUCAGUGCCAACCUGCCAUGCAACAAGUUCAAAAACCGGCUCGUCAACAUCAUGCCAUACGAGUCGAGCCGAGUGUGUUUGCAGCCCAUCAGAGGAGUGGAGGGAUCCGACUACAUCAAUGCCAGCUUCAUCGACGGAUAUAGGCAGCAGAAGGCAUACAUAGCGACACAGGGUCCUCUGGCUGAGACCACAGAGGACUUCUGGAGAAUGCUUUGGGAGCACAAUUCCACCAUUGUAGUCAUGCUGACCAAACUUAGAGAGAUGGGAAGGGAGAAGUGCCAUCAGUACUGGCCAGCUGAGCGCUCAGCACGUUAUCAGUACUUUGUGGUGGACCCGAUGGCUGAAUACAACAUGCCACAGUACAUCCUGAGAGAGUUCAAAGUCACUGAUGCCAGGGAUGGCCAAUCCAGGACCAUCCGGCAGUUCCAGUUCACUGAUUGGCCAGAGCAGGGUGUGCCAAAGACGGGGGAGGGAUUUAUCGACUUUAUUGGCCAGGUGCACAAAACCAAGGAGCAGUUUGGCCAGGACGGACCAAUUACUGUUCACUGCAGUGCCGGCGUGGGUCGUACAGGAGUGUUCAUCACUCUGAGUAUCGUACUGGAGAGGAUGAGAUAUGAGGGAGUGGUGGAUCUGUUCCAAACCAUCAAAACACUGCGCACUCAGAGGCCAGCCAUGGUACAGACUGAGGACCAGUAUCAGCUGUGCUACCGAGCAGCUCUUGAGUACCUGGGCAGCUUUGAUCACUAUGCAACAUAACCACUCGUCUGAAAACCUCCGGAAAGCCCUGAAACGCCCCUCAGGAGAGCAGGCGGAUCAUUCUGAGCUACAACCCACACUCCACCGAUUCAGUUUAGGGGUUUAAAGAGAGAGAGGGAGAGAGAGGGGGAGUGAGAGAGACGAGAAAGUACAGGAAAAUGUGAAUGGCAAGCAGGGCGCUUACAACUCCUUCUAGUCCUGCAUCCAUUCCUCUUUCCGAACACAAAAGUGCCGCUCUGGUGUCAAUAUUACAAAAAAAAAAACAUGUUAUAGCAUAAUCUCUGAAUCCUGCUGAGACUGAAAAUCUUACUAAUUUUUCUUUUAAUCAUUGUUGUCAUAUUAAUCAUCAUUACCAUUAUUAUUAUUAAUUAUUAUUAUGACCAUACAAUAUACAACACAACUAUGUAAUUGUUGUCAUUUAUACUGGUAUCUGUAAUGGGUCUAUUUUUAUUCUUUUUUAUCCUUUUUAUUUUUUAUAUACAUAUUUUAAAAUAAUCAUUUAUUAUUUCAUGUUAUUGUUAUCACCAUAUGGUCUUAUAUGUUUAGUACAUGGGCGUGUAUUUUAACACGACCUGAAUACACUGAGCUGCUGAUCACGUCUUUGUUAAUAUCGUUAUGUUAUUUUAAUGAGACUGCGAUUAUUCAGCGGGGGAGGGGAAGAACUUCUGUACACCUUUUCUUCUGGCACCUUUUUAGAACAAAUUAUGUGACUUCAAUAUGAUAUUAAAUGAUGUGAAUCCAGAGUCAGUGAGCAGUGAUCAUGAGAUCUGGGAAUGAUACAGUGUAUAAACUGCGAGUUUGCAGGAAAUUAGGCCAAAACUGAUCAGACGUACCAGACAUGUACCAUUCUAUUCCUUAAAGGUUGGGUCAGCGAUUUUUAAAGUCAAAACAUGUUUUGUAAUAUUUAAUGAAGCCCUUCUCACAUCCAAGCAGCUACCUGUAAAAUAUAGUGGAGGGAAUACUUAGUGGAUGGGCUGUAUUUAUUUGGAUUUUAAGUUUCACAACAGGUAGCAUUAGCUAGCUGUUGAGGAUCCAUUUGCACAAAGUUGUGGCCAACAGAGCAGAAAUGAAAUCCAAACUCAACAUAUAGGCAGGCAAAAGGUCAAAGCACAUUUGGUCAUAAACUUAAAUAUCCAAGACAAGGGCUCAAACAUGAUAUAGCAAGCAGAGCAAACAAGGCUCUGAACAGAACAGUUGGCUCUGAACAGUUGUACAGAAAGGCAAGACUUCGCAACGAGUAAAUGUCCAUGAACUUUUUAUAUAUAUGCUAAAACCAGGAAGUAAUCCAGAAGUGACUGUUAGAGGUCGCACUAGUAUGCCAGUGAGCACAAAACCUCUACUGGGAAGUGAAUGUCCUUGUUACGCUAACUUCUCCAAAAAAAUCGCUGACUAUACCUUUAAAAAACUGUUAAAAUAUCCACGAUAACAAUGAGGCUUCUGACCAGAGCAUCAUAAUUGUGAUGAUGUUACUAGCCAUGUGCAGGUCUAACAUGAAGUCUUCACUCCAUACAAAGCCCCACACACACACACCAACAGAGUGUAGUGAUACAAAACAAAAAAGUACAGCACAAUUAAUACAACACAUAAUAAACAAGGUAUUUACAGCAAGACAUAACACUAAAUUUGGGAUGUCUAAGAGUGUCCAAAAUUUUAGCAGGGUAACACAAUGUUUAAUACUGUGCUGUUAUCAGGAUUAUUUCGUGGUUGAUUAUAAGCCACAGCGUAGAAGAGUCUGCUGAAUCUACUGAUCCUGAAGUCCCUACACAUGGUAUUUUCACAUACCGUCAUCAUCGUCUGAUCAUAUGUCACUGUGGCUCGGAAGGACAAUAUCACAACAUAACCAAGAAGAAUCACCGGCUAGAGAAACUCGAGCGCUUAACUUCUCUGAAGGCUAAAAGUGAGGUGGAUUUAAACACACUGGACCACUCAGCGUUUCCUUUGAGAUGUGAGAGGCUUCGUUCGCUCUGUUGGACAUGCAGUUUGUUUUCUAUUUGUUAAUAAAACAGAAGAGAGAGAGAGAGGAAAUAUGUUCCAAAUACCUUGAUGUUAAUAAAGUUGAAUAAUUGGGUUUUGUA